Molecule: messenger RNA, 2638 nt
Organism: Scleropages formosus (Asian bonytongue)
Lineage: Eukaryota; Metazoa; Chordata; Actinopteri; Osteoglossiformes; Osteoglossidae
Gene: arsb
Product: arylsulfatase B
Exons: 8
Coding region: 321-1907 (528 amino acids)
Molecular function (GO): sulfuric ester hydrolase activity
Source: RefSeq, a predicted model, not a curated record
CUACAGCAGGAUACACAUCGUAUACGAACUGCUCCUCACGUUCUUCCAAGCGCUAAAAACAAAACAUAAUACAACACUACUCGACAAAAAUGAGAGCGAAUCAGAGCUUUGUGAGUUUGCUCGUUUACUUCAUACACUUUGAGGCCUCUUAAAACAAACGCCUUCCACUUCUCUUCUGCUGGCUGCCUGUACCGUACGAACUCAUGGGACUUCCCCGUCAACCGCUAUAAGCCUUAUAUACACACAGCGCGCGCGUGACUUUCGCGCACUUUUAAAUCGCCCGAAAGCUUCCCUCGCGCUGCCGUUUCCGCGUUUCGUCGAUGCGGCUCGCAGAAGAAGACCGCCUCGCACCCCGUAUGGCGACGUUGCGCGCACUCGCCUUCUCCGUGGCGCUGCUCUUCGCGUGCGCGGACGCCAGGAGGCCGUCGCCGCACCUCGUCUUCGUGCUGGCGGACGACUACGGCUGGAACGACGUGGGUUACCACGGCUCCGAGAUCAAAACCCCGCACCUGGACCGACUCUCCGCCCGCGGCGUCCGCCUCGACAACUACUACGUGCAGCCGCUCUGCACUCCCUCCCGGAACCAGCUCAUGACCGGCCGCUACCAGAUCCACACGGGCAUGCAGCAUGAAAUCAUCUGGCCUUGCCAGCCCUAUUGUGUACCGCUGGACGAGAAGUUUCUGCCCCAGCUGCUGAGGGAAGCGGGCUAUUCCACACACAUGGUGGGCAAGUGGCACCUGGGCAUGUACAAGAAGGACUGCCUCCCUACCCGCAGGGGCUUCGACUCUUUCUUUGGCUACCUCACAGGCAGCGAGGACUACUUCACACACCAUCGCUGUGUCCCUGUUCCCCCAAACAAUGAGACGCGCUGCGCGGUCGACUUCAGGGAUGGGGAGGAAGUGGCCAAAGGUUAUGAUGGGCGGUAUUCCACCCACAUAUUCACAGAAAAGGCUGUGGGCAUCAUUAAUAAACACAAUAAAGAAAAGCCCCUCUUCCUAUACCUGGCCUUACAGGCGGUCCAUAGCCCCCUGCAGGUGCCCAGCCCCUACCUGGAGCCGUACGCCUUCAUCAAUGACACGGACCGUCGCCACUACGCGGCCAUGGUGUCGGUCAUGGAUGAGGCGGUGGGCAACGUCACCCAAGCGCUGCAGGAGAGCGGUCUGUGGGACAACACGGUGCUGGUGUUCUCCACAGAUAACGGGGGUCAGACGCUAACGGGGGGCAACAACUGGCCGCUGAGAGGCAGGAAGUGGUCUCUGUGGGAAGGUGGGGUGCGGGGCGUGGGCUUCGUGGCGAGCCCCUUGCUCUCUCGCCCUGGCACCGUGAACACAGAGCUCAUCCAUAUCUCCGACUGGCUGCCCACGCUGGUGGCCCUUGCUGGCGGGACCAUGAAUGGAACUAAACCCCUGGACGGCUUUAAUGUGUGGGACACAAUCAGCAAAGGGAAUCCCUCACCCAGGCAGGAACUGCUGCACAACAUCGACCCGCUGUUUGAAGACAUCUCACCCUGUCCUGGCAGGGAAACCGGGUUGACUUUGGCCGAAUCCCGCGGUCCAGAGCCGUGGUCUCGCUCCAAAUUCAAUGUGUCGGUUCAUGCUGCCAUCCGCUACAAGAACUGGAAACUGCUGACUGGUUACCCAGGCUGCGACCACUGGUUCCCACCUCCGCGGAUGGCCAACACCCCAGAGGUCGGCAGGACGGCAGCUACCCUGAAGCCUGUGAUGCUCUUUGAUGUAAAGGCCGACCCUGAGGAGAGGAACGAGGUGUCCGAGAAGAAUCCUGAAGUGGUGGCUUUUCUUCUGGCCAGGCUAGAGCAUUAUGCCAAAACCGCCAAGCCCGUCAUCUACCCUGACGAUGACCCCAAGUGUGACCCAGGCUCAGGCGGAGCCUGGGGUCCCUGGGCUUAAGCUUCCCAAAGUCUACAAAAUAAGUGGCAGCUCUAGGCAGUUGCAGAAGGCCAAUCCUUUUUACUUUGCCUGCCUUACCAUCCAUGUGCCUCAGAAAACCGAUGAGAUCAUAGGAGAUUCCUCCAUAUUUGUUUGAUGUUAAACGACCACUGAUCAUCCAACAUUAGGGGUCUUGUCACAAAAUGAAUGCUUCCUAAACUUUAUAAACUUGAGUGACACUUUUUUAUGUGAAGUGUAAAUGCAGGAGAAUACUUGAAGGAAGUACGAUGUAAAACAACGACUACCCAAGAAGGCUGCUUUGGUAAUCCUGUGACCCAGAGCAAAAAUUGCGUAUUUAGUUUGAGGAAGGUUCUCUUCCAUUCUUUAAUUAUAAUUAGUAUUUUUCACACAGGUGAUUGUUAUUCUCUAAUUCAAUUUUUUUUUUUUUUACGGAUGAAAAACUGAUUGCCGAUUUCAUGUUUUUAUAGUCAAAUUUGUUUACGUUGUUUAAAAUGUUUUAUUUAGAAGAUCUCUAUGGUAUUCAAAAUAUUUGAACUUUAAAAGUUCCUUGUUUUUUGGAGCAUAUUAAAAUAUUAGAAUUAUAUCCUGAACAGUCACUUUCCAUAUCGGACAUCACUGGAAGCCCCUUCAGUUUGAGUGAUUUGCACAUACAUAUAGCCACAGAAUGUGAUGCAGAAAAUCUUUAAAAUGUUAUUAAAACUUUUAACAUUUACCAGUUAAUAGUUUUGUUU